This is a messenger RNA of Salvia splendens (bonfire salvia), 1885 nucleotides long. RefSeq lists its product as uncharacterized. The transcript has 5 exons. The record is from RefSeq and is a predicted model, not a curated record. Lineage: Eukaryota; Viridiplantae; Streptophyta; Magnoliopsida; Lamiales; Lamiaceae. Bases 1125 to 1679 code for a protein of 184 amino acids.
UUUCGACUAUGUGUAUUCUCUCUGUCUCUCUCUCAUUCCACAGCUUUUUGUUCUGUCUCUUCCAUUUUCGAUCUAAGAGGUUCCACACCGACGCCGUCUGAAUUCUUGACAUCGGAGUUGAGUUUUGGUACUGUCAUUCUGUCUCUCUCUCUCGCGCAUUCCACAACUUUUUGUUCUCUCUCUUCCAUUUUCGAUCCAAGAGGAUCCACACCGACGGUAUUCUCGACAUCGGAGUUGAGUUUAUGUACUAUCCGUUUUGGUUGUAGCAGCGGGCAUCCCCUAACGUCAUUACACGGUGAGUCGGUGUUGAUCCAUUUGAAGAAGGUAUGUAUCUUUGAAACAUAUGUUGUACUCGAUUGUUGAAUGUUUAUUUGACCUCGCUUCGUAGCUUAAUUAUAUGAGUCAUGUGUGCUCGGUGAUUUGGUGAAUUUGUUGUCCGUUUAGAUGAGAAAAUCCCAAUCUAAGUACCACCGGGUCUACAUGAUGGUUGAGAACAUACUGAAGCUAUUUCGUUUAGAAACUACGACCUUAGUCCAUCGAUUUUUGAAAUGUAAAAGUAGGCGAAAAUGACACGUCAUUCUCGAAAACGCACAACGGUAUAGUGUGCUAAACAAGAUGCCUAUGCAAGUCAAGCAUAUGGAUCAGUUAGUUAAUGUCACCGAUUACGAUUGCGUCACUAAUCUACGCAUGGACCGUAAUACCUUUGGCCGGCUGUGUUGAAUUCUAUCAAAUCGUGGUGGGUUGACAACUGGACAGUGUGUUGGUGUCGAGGAAUAGGUAGCGAUGUUCGUUAUUGUGUUGGCACAUCAUUGUAAAAAUUGGGUUGUUAAGUUCCAAUUCUGGAGGUCCGGAUCUAUGGUGUCACAUUACGCGAGCAAAGUUCUUGGAGUUGUUCUUAGCCUACAUGGGAAAUUGUUAUCUAACCCUGAGGCGGUACCCACUGACUGUAUGGACUCCCGUUGGAAAUGGUUCAAGGGAUGUCUUGGGGCACUUGACAGUACACACAUCAACAUAUUAGUGAGCAGUACGGAUAAGCCACGCUAUCGAACCCGUAAAGGACAAAUUGCAACCAAUACCUUGGCGGUUUGUGAUCGGAACAUGCAAAUUGUAUUUGUCCUCUCCGGAUGGGAGGGUUCGUCGGGGGAUUCACAGUGUUACGUGAUGCUGUCACGCAAGAAGGAGGUUUAAAGGUCCCACAAGGAUGUUAUUACCUAUGCGAUAAUGGGUACGCAAAUAGCAAUGGUUUCUUGACGCCGUACAAAGGAGUACGUUACCACCUCAAGGAGUGGGGUCCUGGCAAUGCGGCGCCGCAGAUUCAAAAGGAGUUGUUCAACAUGCGGCACAUGAAGGCGAGGAAUUUAAUCGAGCGCGCGUUUGCUGUUUUGAAGAUGAGUUGGGGCAUCUUACGAUGUGCCUCUUAUUACCCAAUCAAAACUCAAAUACGGAUAAUAUUGGCAUGUUUUCUAUUGCAUGAAGGGACUGAAUGGAAGGCCAGCGAGGACUACGUUAAGGCGAAGGAUGCUAUCUGGCGUGAAAUGAUUGCGGAGAAUGACUUUGUUAUUGCCUAUUACCUACAUGAUGAGCCCGAAUAUGGCAACUUAAUUCUGUUGUUUGGUCUAGCUUCGCCCAGCGAAGACGACAUGGGGGAGGUGGUUGGUCCGUCUAACCGUAAGGGAUGAAGGGAACUAGGGUUUGGGUUGUUUUCUUGUUAAGAUCUAUUUUGACUAUUUUGGAUAUUAUUAGGUGUAAGAAUUUCGUUGUCUACCGUUAAUUUCUGAAGUUAUGCGAUGGAUUGUAAUGGUGUUUAUGUGAUUGUUUGUUUCAUGUUAGGGUUGGACGAUAUUUUGUACUACAUCGUCGUAAUGAUAUUUGGGGUUUGAUGUUA